Molecule: messenger RNA, 816 nt
Organism: Letharia columbiana
Lineage: Eukaryota; Fungi; Ascomycota; Lecanoromycetes; Lecanorales; Parmeliaceae
Exons: 1
Coding region: 1-816 (271 amino acids)
Source: RefSeq, a predicted model, not a curated record
AUGGCAGCCAAGCGCAUCUCCUCCAUUUUCUCGAUGGGCAGCAACAUCUCCGACCAGAGCAGCGAAUCUCGAAUGUCACCCUCAAUUCAUCCUGCGCGACCUCCAAGGGAGCAGAAUCAAAGUCCCAUCCAUGUUUCAGGAGAACAGAGCCAUGUUCUCGGUUCGGAACAGCGGAAUUCCGUCAAUCUCUCGAGGAAAUCCCUGCCCAAUUUACGACCUACUUCUCACCUACAGAAUCUUCAUACCGAACAGUCGUCUGGGUAUACACCCCCGUUUGAUCCUACGAUUCUGCCUCGCAUCGAAGACGACGAUGUCCUACUCAAUCCUCCUCCCCUACUCAAGCCACUGCCAAUUCGGGCGCAAUCGCCUGGCGGCUCCCUCGGAGGCAGCAGACCAGUCAGCAGAGGCGACGCAAUGGACAACAGACCAGCUAGCAGGGGCAAUCCAUUUGACAGCAGAUCUAGUAGUCGUCCACCUAGCAGUCGCCCUCCAUCUCGUCCUCCUUCUCAACCAGCCUCACGUCCUGCAUCUCCAAUAAGGCUCCGUCCACAAACACCAACGAAUCGUCCCCUCACGCCUACGACAGAGGCAAAGCUUGCCAAACGGAGGAGCUGGAUGCCAGGAAAACUUCGAAAGGCGGGGCAGGAUGAAGGAAAUAAUGCGAACAGUACGCAGGCUUGGAUGGUCACACCUAAUGAGAAAAUACCAUACGAUCUUUCGGCGCUGGCAAGUUUCCACAGGGUUAGUUUCCCAAGUACUUCCUUUGAAUUAUUCCCUAAAGCUAAGAGCUCUCCAGGUCCCAGAGCUUUGGAAUGA